Messenger RNA from Helobdella robusta, 261 nucleotides. RefSeq lists its product as hypothetical. The transcript has a single exon. The record is from RefSeq and is a predicted model, not a curated record. The annotation marks the transcript as partial. NCBI's taxonomy places the organism in Eukaryota, Metazoa, Annelida, Clitellata, Rhynchobdellida, Glossiphoniidae.
CUCUCUAGUGACAAUAGUAAUCUUACUCUUCUUCUUGCUCUUGACUUUUCUUCAGCUUUUGAUACUGUUGACCAUACUAUUCUCUUGAGACUGCUGCAUCUUUCUUUUAAUAUUACUGAUUCUUGUCUAUCUUGGUUUUCUUCUUAUCUCUGUAAUCGUUUUUCUUCUGUUGUUCUCAAUAAUUCUACUUCUAACUCCUCUACUCUUACUUUCGGGGUACCUCAGGGUUCUAUCCUUGGCCCUCUUCUAUUUAUACUCUAU